AUUAUUAUUAUUCAUUAGAAAAAUGCCCAUUUCUUCUUAUUGUCGCUGUUAAAGCCCUCAAAGAAAGUUAAUGGCUUCUUCAUCUUCUCCAAUCUCCACCGAGACUUGUCUUGGCGGCAAAGACACUGAGGUUCUCUCACAGUAAAGAGAAAAAGGAAAUGCAUUCACUGCCAGAAAUGUGGAAUAGGGACUUUGGAGUAGAAUGGAUGCUCAGGCUUCAGAGGAUAUUGUGUAAAAGGGGCAAACGGGCAAAGUUGAAGCUAGCUGAUUGUGGUAACCUUGUAACUGAUUCUUCAGGUUAUCAGUGCAGUAAAUUAAAAAAAUUAAGAUUUUGUAUGUAGUCUCGGAAUCUACUCUGGUAUGCUUCAAAGCUGGCAUAGACCGAUACCCAUUUCAUCUCAGACCAAUGGGUUCCACCCAAGCAUUGCUUAAAACCCUCCUGAAGAAACCUGGAACCAUCAAAUCUCACUAUCAGGCCAAACAACUUCAUGCACAAAUCCUCAGAACCAGAGGCUCAGAUCCUUCUUUCAUGGCCACCAUACUCUCCAUCUACUCAUAUUUAAAUCACUUACAUGACUCACUCCUUGUCUUCGACACCAUUCAGUCUCCUCCUACUCUUGCUUGGAAGUCCAUCAUUAGAUGCUACACUUCUCAUGGACUUUUCCUCCAGUCAUUGGCUUCUUUUAUCCAAAUGCGAGCUCUAGGAAUAUAUCCAGAUCACAAUGUUUUCCCUUCUGUGCUAAAAUCGUGCACAUUGCUUAUGGACUUGAGUUUAGGUGAGUCAGUACAUGGGUGCAUUAUUAGGUUAGGUCAUGAUUCAGAUUUGUAUACAGGUAACGCCCUUAUCAACAUGUAUUCAAAAUUUCAGAGCUUGCGUGAGAAUGCUGGAUCCCCAUUUACUGUGCCUCAACUGCUCAAUGAAAUUCAUGAGCAGAAGGGGGUUGGUGAAAAUAGAAGCUAUUCUGUUAGAUAUACUGAAAGGACAGGUAGAAUCAAGCAUGAUGAGUUGGAAAUUAACAGAACAAUGCUAUAUCUUUGCGGGGAUGCGAAGAGAAAAAUGAGUAUUAGUGGGACUUUCUGUGAAAGUGAAUCAUAUCAAAUAAUAAAUAAAUUGGAAGCUAGGGUAUUGGACAUUAAUCAUGAUGCAAGUGUGAAUUCAUUUGGAGGUGUAUUGCCACAAUCUAUUGCAUAUAAGGAAGUGGAUGGUCAAUUUAAUGGGAAGGUUGAUAUUGUUUCCAAGGAAAAUGAAGACAAAAAAGUCGUGCAAAUGGAUAGCAUGCGAAAAGUCUUUGAUAUGAUGCCUAAUAAGGAUCUUGUUUCCUGGAAUACCGUGAUUGCAGGAAAUGCACAAAAUGGAUUGUAUAAAGAGGCUUUAGCAAUGCUUAGGGAGAUGGGGAAUGACAACUUGAAGCCUGAUUCCUUUACAUUGUCUAGUGUACUUCCUAUAUUUGCAGAAUAUGUGGACGUUAUCAAGGGAAAGGAAAUUCAUGGGUAUGCCAUAAGACAUGGGUUUGAUGCAGAUGUAUUCAUUGGGAGUAGCUUAAUUGACAUGUAUGCUAAGUGUACUCGAAUCAAUGAUUCAUGUCAAGUUUUUAAUCACUUACCUCAGCGUGAUGGCAUUUCAUGGAAUUCUAUAAUUGCAGGAUGUGUACAGAAUGGUCUAUUUGAUGAAGGGUUGAGAUUCUUUCGGCAGAUGUUGAUGGUAAAAAUCAAGCCCAAGCAUGUAACUUUUUCAAGUAUCAUGCCAGCUUGUGCCCACUUGACAACACUACAUUUAGGAAGACAGCUCCAUGGAUACAUAAUCAGGAGAGGAUUCGAUGAUAACGUGUAUAUAGCGAGCUCAUUGGUGGACAUGUAUGCUAAAUGUGGGAAUGUUAGGAUAGCUAAGUGGAUUUUUGAUAAAAUGGAGCAAAAUGACAUGGUGUCUUGGACAGCCAUCAUUAUGGGAUAUGCUUUGCAUGGUCAUGCCCAUGAUGCCAUUGCUUUAUUUGAGCAGAUGGAAACAGAGGGAGUGAAACCUAAUUAUGUGUCAUUUAUGGCCGUACUGACUGCAUGUAGCCAUACUGGUUUGAUUGAUGAAGCUUGGAAAUACUUUCAUAGUAUGACCUUGAAAUAUGGAAUUGCUCCUGGCUUGGAGCACUAUGCUGCUGUUGCAGACCUUCUUGGGCGAGCUGGUAAGUUGGAGGAUGCAUACCACUUUAUCACUAAAAUGCAUAUAACACCCACAGGAAGUGUAUGGUCAACAUUAUUGGCUGCUUGUAGAGUUCAUAAGAAUGUUGAAUUGGCUGAAAAAGUUGCAGAGGAAAUAUUUAAGGUUGAUCCGGGGAAUAUGGGUGCAUAUAUUCUAUUGUCGAAUAUAUAUUCUGCUGCUAGGAGAUGGAAAGAUGCAGCAAAGUUGAGAGUCUCUAUGAGGGAUAAGGGCAUGAGAAAGGUCCCAGCCUGCAGUUGGAUUGAAGUUAAAAACAAAGUUCAUGCCUUUGUGGCAGGAGACAAAUCCCAUGUUUGCUACGAUAGAAUAAAUGAUGCACUAAACGUUCUGAUGGAGCAGAUGGAACGGGAAGGAUAUGUGGCCAACACAAAUGAGGUUCUACACGAUGUUGAGGAGGAGCAAAAGAAAUAUUUGUUAAGUAACCACAGUGAAAGGCUUGCUAUAGCAUUUGGCAUCAUUAGCACUCCUGCUGGCACAACAAUUCGAGUAACGAAGAAUAUUAGAGUCUGUUUGGAUUGCCAUACAGCAAUCAAAUUCAUGUCAAAGAUAGUUGGAAGGGAAAUAGUUGUAAGGGAUAAUAGUAGAUUUCACCAUUUCAAGGGUGGGGAGUGUUCCUGUGGAGAUUAUUGGUGACGGCAAACUUCAAAACCAAUAGAUUUCAUCAUUUGCUCAAAGGUAUAUGACAUAUUGACAAAACAUUAGUUAAGCUACGACUAGCGAUUCUCUUACCAAGAAAAAUAUACUGAAUUUUGUAAAAGAUUACUGGCCUGGGGCAUCUGUAUUAAUAUACUAAUUAUAACAAAUUCCAUUAAAGUCAA
Molecule: messenger RNA, 3027 nt
Organism: Ziziphus jujuba (common jujube)
Lineage: Eukaryota; Viridiplantae; Streptophyta; Magnoliopsida; Rosales; Rhamnaceae
Product: putative pentatricopeptide repeat-containing protein At3g23330
Exons: 2
Coding region: 407-2842 (811 amino acids)
Biological process (GO): RNA modification
Molecular function (GO): protein binding; zinc ion binding; RNA binding
Source: RefSeq, a predicted model, not a curated record